Messenger RNA from Salvia splendens (bonfire salvia), 2287 nucleotides. RefSeq names its product inorganic pyrophosphatase 1. The transcript has 4 exons. Gene Ontology annotation, molecular function: phosphatase activity. The record is from RefSeq and is a predicted model, not a curated record. The coding region runs from base 24 to 830 and encodes 268 amino acids. NCBI's taxonomy places the organism in Eukaryota, Viridiplantae, Streptophyta, Magnoliopsida, Lamiales, Lamiaceae.
UUAAGUCACGAUUCUUCCUCGCAAUGGCCGGAACUACAAUAGUUUUCGACUUCGACAAGACCAUUAUCGACGUGGACAGCGACAAUUGGGUCGUCGACGAGCUUGGCGCCACCGACUUGUUCAACGAGCUCCUCCCCACCAUGCCGUGGAAUUCUCUCAUGGAUAGAAUGAUGAAUGAGCUACAUGCACAAGGGAAAACCAUUGAAGAUGUGAAGGAAGUUUUGAGAAGGGUUCCUAUACAUCCAAGAAUUGUGCCUACAAUCAAAACAUUACAUGCUUUAGGGUGUGAUUUGAGAAUAUUGAGUGAUGCAAACCUAUUUUUCAUCGAGACGAUUAUUGAUCAUCUUGGAAUAAAGGAUUGCUUCUCCGAAAUCAACACGAAUCCAAGCUAUGUCGACGAAGAAGGGAAGCUUAGAAUCUCUCCUUUUGUUGAUUUUGAGUCAUCACCUCAUGGCUGCACUCUUUGCCCUCCAAACAUGUGCAAGGGCAUGAUCAUAGAUAGAAUUCAAGCCAGUUUAGCUAAGGAAGGAAGGCAAAGGAUCAUAUACCUUGGAGAUGGGAUUGGUGACUUUUGCCCGAGUUUGAAGCUGCGAGACGAAGAUUUCAUGAUGCCGAGGAAAGACUUCCCCGUCUGGGGGCUAAUAUGCGGAAAUCGUGCGCUUUUGAGAGCAGAAAUCCUCGAAUGGAUCGAUGGCGAGGACAUGGAGAAAAUUGUGAUGAAGCUUAUAGAGAAGAUCAAGAUUCAAGAUUCAGUUCAAUUGCUACCAGUUGAUUUCAAGAUUGAGGCAAUGCCAAUUGCCUUACCUCAAUCAGUCAAAGUUCAGCAAUAGUACUUAUUUUUUUUAAAAUCUAUAAUUUGGGUUGAAUAAGAAUAUGUGGAGUUUUUAGCCACUAUUUGGUUUAUGCAUUCUUAUUAUGAUUGUGAAGGAAAAGGUUAGUUAGAUUUUGGUGUGUUUUGUGAAGAAAAAAGAGCAUAUGUUAUGUUGCUCAUCAUAUUUGACUCUGUUUGUGUGAUAUGAUCAAACUUCAAAGUGAUGUAAAAUAUUUGAGGUUUUUAAAAAACAAGAAAAAAUUUCAUUUAGUAGUAUUAACCAUUUAAUCUUUUGGAUUUGGAUAGAAAGGUAAAAUGCCAAUGCUUGUAAUUAUAUCAAAUACUAUAAGUUGAAGAUAAAAUGUUCAUAAUAUGAAAUGGGAUUUAAUUAAAGGUUAUAAAGUUGGACUGCUGCUUAGACCAACAAAUAAUGUUGGAUGAGUUAAAACACUAUCAUCUACUCAUAAAGAAACAUCACUAAUAAAGCCUGCAUAUAUUUUUGAGGUCUUCAUCCUUCAACUUAUUACCACUCAAUUCCAACCGUCUGACGUGAAUCAACUUUUCCAUUCCUUGCAGAAGAGGAUCAUGGAAACUCCUUUUCAAUCCGAACACCCUAACACUUGAUAUGCAAUCACAAAGACCAACAUGUCUUCUGUUGUCCAAAAAUAAGCUACAAUACUCUUUAGCUUGAGAAACUAAAAGAGGAUCACAAACUUGACAACUUUCCUUUCUCAUUUUAGCAACCCCAUCUUUGUUGUCAUUCUUCCUAAGAAAUACAGCAAAAGCAUGUACUAUAUCAUGCAUUUUACACCAUUCUAUCUGCUCCCCCGACUCACUUUUCUCAAUGUCUUGAAACAAACUACGCAUUGCUAAAUUUCUCAAGUUCUCUCGCCCUUUGAGUUCCACUGCACCAUUUCCACUAUCCGAGCCUAGAUAACCUUGCGCCAUCCACUCUUCUAUUAGUCUAUCUGCUUGAAUUUUGUGAUCUUUAGGAUAGAUGGCACAAUAUGAAAAGCAAUGCUUAAAGGUGGGGACAAAUCAUUGUAGCUUAGAACUAAAUGAGGAAAAAGAUCUACUUCCACAUUUUCCAAUUGCCAUAUUUUACUCUUCUCUACAUCUUCCCACUCUUGCAAAUUAUAUUUGAAUUGCAAAAGUCCUCCCAAAACAUUUGCAGCAAGAGGCAAGCCACUACACUUAGUAGCUAUUUUCUUGCCAACAACCUCAAAUUCUUCCCACUGCACCUUUCCUAAGAUUGAUUUUCAGGGGCUCCCACUCAUCGUAUUUCUCUGUCCAAACGUCAUCAAGAACAAGAAGAAACUUCUUUCCUGAAAUACACUCUCCGAGUUUUUGUAGUACCAAUUCCAAUUAGGUUGCCUAAAGAAAUAAUUCCUUCUGGCACACUCCCAAUAAUUCCUUUUAGCAAUUGCAGCCAAAUCAAACGGAUCAGAAACACAAAUCCAUAUUCUUAAUUCAAAA